GACCCAACCUCCUGACGGUUGAUAUUUUUUUUUAAUCAGCCAAAGAAAGAAAAUUCACCAACUGUCCCGUUUUUCUGCUAAAAUUGCCGUAACAAACGUUUAACAACUGUCCCGUUUUAUCGUCUGUGUGUGUCCUUAGCUCCGUAGGUCGAUAAUUCAUGCAUUUCGCCUGCUGGUGUGGCAGGAAUGUGUUACUUUAAGCUGCAAGCAUGAAUACUUUCUAAAAUCAAAACAAACCAAACCUGCUUUGCUGCUGGGUUGCUCGGUCUAACGUGUACGAUAUACCUAGUGCCCUACAGUUCUAUUAAAACAUUAAAAUGGGUCUGUUCGCUAGUAGACAAAAUGCCACCGUCGAGGAGACAGACGUUAGUCUAAACCAUCUGUACAAGUAUCCACCUCGGUCGGGCAAUUACUUCGGUACGCAUUUCAUAAUGGGUGGAGAAAGGUUCGAUACACCGCAGCCAGAAGCAUAUCUGUUUGGUGAGAAUGCGGAUUUGAACUUUCUAGGAUCCAAACCUACACCCUUUCCCUACCCACCGCCACAAGCGACGGAACCAACGAAAACAUUGAAGAGUCUUGUAAACAUUCGCAAAGAAUCGGUUCGCUUCGUGAAGGUGCUGGACGGUGGUAACAGUGUCAAAGCGGUUGGCUGUACGGCUGCUACGGAUGCAACAGGAAAGACCAAUCCGACGAGCAACGGCAGCAUCACCAAUGGUUACAACAUUGAGUUUAUCUUCGAUGCCGACUCCGCUUGCCAAAUUACAAUCUACUAUUUUUGCAUCGAAGACAUCGGACCGGGUGGACUGAAUUACAUUUCGCGCGAUUCCUCCAUGACGUCGGAAACAUUUCACUUCCAGCGCGGUGUGAAUCAACUUUUCUCUGCGCCCCAUCACAUCAUCUAUCCGGCUUUGUACGCCGAGGACGAUCUGUCCUACACUCCCGAAAAGGAAACGUUUCCGGUCGUCAUUCAUUGUGUGGUCGGAGAGGGUAACAGUACCACCGCAACCGUUAACAGCACCGGUAACAAUACUACCAACGUCGUCAACACGACCAUCACUUCCAGCGUAACCACCGGAGACGGUAGCGAUGGAAGCGGAAGCCGCCAGUCGCAUGCUACGAUCUGUGUCAUUGAUCAUCAUUCCGACGGAACGUACGCGCUGAGGGCGCUGAAGCAAAAGAUUUUCGUCGAUGGAUUGUACUAUCUGCUGCAGGAGAUCUACGGUAUCGAGAAUAAGCUCGCGAACAAAUCGGUCACGGACGAGGAGACAGAAGAUAAUGGCAGCGAGUGCGUCAUCUGCAUGUGUGACACACGCGACACACUCAUACUGCCCUGUCGGCAUCUGUGCUUGUGUAACUCCUGUGCAGACUCGCUACGGUACCAGGCUAACAAUUGCCCGAUCUGUAGGGCUCCGUUCCGUGCGCUGCUGCAAAUACGGGCAGUUCAGAAGGACGGUGGAGGUGGGUUACCGUGUAGCGGAAGUACACCGGCGGCACAGAAUUCGUCCGAUAGCGCUGAUAACAUUCCCGCCGGUUAUAAGACCAUAUCACUGAUUGAAGCACUAAACGGACCUACAGUGUCAGUGAAAGCGAUAAACGGUAGUAACGACUCAACCGCUGGAACGGAGAACGGUAGCGAAAAUAAUCGGAACACCGAGAAUGGCUACGCGUUCCGCAACAAAAUGACUAAGUCAGCUACGGACCAUAGCAGCAAUGGCGAGGUCGCCAAUGGUAGUAUAGUUUCGGAAAAGUCAUCGUCCGACAUCCGGAUGCAUUUAUUAGCUUCCGAUGAAAGCAACGCCAUUGCUGAAGCUGGCACGGGCGGAUCGAUCGUCGGUGGCAUAGCAAAUCCCGCUACCGUUUGCACUAAGAAGGAACUGCUUUCGAAACAUUCGCCCCUGAUGCAGCGUGCCCCGGUGAGCAAGGAUAAGAAUCCGCGCGAAAAGGGAAGUCUUCAUCGCACUGGAAACAGUGGCAGCAACGCCAACAACGGGAGUAGCUCGUUGGUUUUAGCGAAAACAAAAUCACCCUCCGAUCGGACGAUUGGUUUCCAUCUGGUGCACGAAAAACCGGCAACCAAUGCCGGUGGAACGGUUGGAAAGAUGGCAGAUACAAAGCUGACCGAUCUCACGGAAAACGAUGACGAUAGUGAGGCAGAGAAGUUGUCGCCUUUGUUACGGAAAUCGGACAGUUACGAUGCUGGGAAGAAGCUGUCAACACACGGGGACAGUGCAAUGAAGAAGCUGCUGAUCAGCGGAACCGGUACGGUCGGUGUGGAGGUGAAUGAAAAAACUUCACCUUCCGCUGUGAUAACGGAACUGCUCAAGGGUGCCAUUAUUGGCAGUGAUGAUAUUGUGGGUGAUGGCAAUACGGACGUUUCGCUGGUCGGUGGAACGAGGGGUACCGGAAUCGGCGCUGGUGGUGCUAUUAUAUCAAUCGUAACGGAUGAUUCCGAGGAUUACUAUACGCCCGAAGAUCCUCCGGCAACGAGCCCACUGAAAUCGAUCGAUGAUGAUGAUGAACUUCCGAAGUUGGCCGAAAUUGAUACCGGCCGGAAGUUGCUGGUGGCUUCGGUAACAACAGCACCUGGGGCUACCAUAGUUUCGGCCCCACCUGCUGCUCUGUCGGUAUUGAAGGAAGAGUUUUCUCAAGGUUCGCUACCGGACAGCCCUAUCAGUGGCAACUCGCAAACAUCGACACGUAGUUCGAGCGAUAGCUACUCGUCUAGUUCCAGCACCCGGCAGCUGCUUUCUUCGGGCGCCGUUCCGAACGACACACCAACACACGUGCUGAGCUCGUGUGAUUCUACCGCCAACGGGCAUAGCAGUGUUUCGAAAGUUGCCGAGUGUGGUAUCGAGAGUGAUUAAUGGAUGCAACUGGACGAAUGAAGGAGCAUGAUACAGUGGUGCUUCAGAAGUAGCGAAAAAUGGUAAGUCAUUGAUUUAUAGCUCAAUUUGUUUUUAAUUUAAUCAUAAGGGACUAAUGGGAGAUAGCAACAGAAUCGUUUUAUUUUAACAUAUCAGAUACAUAAAUGUUCAACACGUGGUUAGUUUAAGUAAGAACAAAAUUUAUUAAACAAAAAACAGAAAGAUUAUGAGUAAACAAUAUGUUUGAAUUUAUAUAUUAUACUCAUGCUGAUGUUCAAACCUCUUCUCUCUUUGUGACAGUUUCUUCGAUACAGGAACAUUAUUUACGCGUUCCAAAACAGAUUGCCCAGUAGAGCGUACCUUGUCACGGGUUGUCGUGCUUAACCCUGCUCCCUCUAAUCAAUCAAUGUUUGGAAUUCCUCUUCAUAUAUUUGCAAUAUGAACGUGCAUCACAUUACACGUGUAUCGUAUCUGUUUCAAAAACCCGCCCAACUUUCAAGUCAUUACGUGGGCGGUCGGUUUUCACUGCCGCGUUGGCCGCGCGAUCUGUGCUAGUUUAAUUUUUUCCAUUUUAUUUGUUUAUUAUCGACUGCUAAGUACUCUUACCGGAACAAAUACACACGUAGCAUUAACAUUCAAUGGUAAACGUAAGUGUGAAACUUUGAGUAACAUGAUAAUAAAAAUGAUAUUUUCAUAUUUAAAUAGUCUGUACCGUA
This is a messenger RNA of Anopheles funestus (African malaria mosquito), 3580 nucleotides long. It is a transcript of the gene Mrgn1, whose product is annotated as E3 ubiquitin ligase RNF157. Gene Ontology annotation, cellular component: cytoplasm. Gene Ontology annotation, biological process: protein ubiquitination. The record is from RefSeq and is a predicted model, not a curated record. The transcript is spliced from 5 exons. Gene Ontology annotation, molecular function: ubiquitin protein ligase activity. The coding region runs from base 318 to 2864 and encodes 848 amino acids. Lineage: Eukaryota; Metazoa; Arthropoda; Insecta; Diptera; Culicidae.